GACAUGCUCAAGAUAUUGUUUGGCCACUGACUGCGCUCAGACGCUCAUGAGUACCACAGGCUGAAGAAGUUCCAUCAGGCUAAUCAGUCGUCAUGAUUCAUCCUCCUGCCAUGGGCGGAAAAACCGCCUGGGGCGUCUCCCGCGAGACUGUCCAUCGCGGAACAGAUGACCCAGAAGAGAUCCGCAUGCUGAAAGAAGCUCAGGGCUCUUUCAAUGCGCGAGAAGAGGAACGGCUCAAGCGACUGCACGAAAUGGACAAGAACGCUGCACAGAUCUUGGAGGAGCGGCGACAACGAAAGAGCUCAUUCGACCCCAUGCAGGUUUCAAAGCGGGGCGAUGUGGAUGCGUUUCGGAAGCAGCAAGAGGAAGCGCUGUUAAAGAUGCAGGAGAUGAAGGAGCAGAAGCGGAACGAGAAGCGGCAAAAGAAGCUGCUGGAGAAAGGCGAAAAGAAGCCGAAGAAAGAAAAGAAGAAGAAGAAAGGCAAGAAGGAAAAGAAAAAGAAAGACAAGAAGGACAAAAAGGAGAAAAAGAAGAAGAAAAAGGAGAAGAAGAAGAAAAAGAAGAAGUCAUCUUCCUCAUCUUCGGAUGCCUGGUGGCAAACCAUCGAAGUAGGUCAUGAGAAUGAGAUCCUUGGAGCUAUGCAACAUUAUGCAACACAAUGGACGAUUUGUGAGUGUCCAAAUAAGAAUUUUGCUGUGUUGGACACAAGGUGAGCAAAUGGUUUCUGAGGAUAGCUCAGAUUCAUCUGACU
Cladocopium goreaui is the source of this 751-nucleotide messenger RNA. The record is from the annotation of a GenBank genome assembly. Lineage: Eukaryota; Dinophyceae; Suessiales; Symbiodiniaceae.